This is a messenger RNA of Haliaeetus leucocephalus (bald eagle), 2421 nucleotides long. RefSeq names its product zona pellucida glycoprotein 1 (sperm receptor) (gene ZP1). The record is from RefSeq and is a predicted model, not a curated record. Lineage: Eukaryota; Metazoa; Chordata; Aves; Accipitriformes; Accipitridae. Gene Ontology annotation, cellular component: egg coat. The transcript is spliced from 11 exons. The coding region runs from base 1 to 2421 and encodes 806 amino acids. Gene Ontology annotation, molecular function: structural constituent of egg coat; acrosin binding. Gene Ontology annotation, biological process: binding of sperm to zona pellucida; prevention of polyspermy.
AUGGGACGGAGCUGCUCCUUCCUCCUGCUGCUUCUCCUCCUGCCCCUGGGGCCGGGAGCCGCCUUCUCGCUCCUGCGGUACCGCUACGACUGCGGGGACUAUGGCAUGCAGCUGCAGGCGUAUCCCACCCGUGGCCGCACCGUCCGCUUCAAAGUCAUGGACGAGUUCGGCACCCGCUUUGAUGUGGCCAACUGCUCCAUCUGCCUCCACUGGCUCAAUGCCGGGGCAGACGGCGCCGUCAUCUUCUCCUCCGGCUACGAGGGCUGCCACGUGCUGGUGAAGGAGGACCGCUACGUCUUGAGGGUGCAGCUGGAGGAGAUGCUGCUCAGCGGGGUCCUGGCCGCCUCCUAUGAAGUCAACAUGACCUGCCCGCAGCCGGGCGACGAGGAGAUCCUCACGGCCGGCAAUGCGCAUACCGAGCACCGGGCCGGUCGGGGCAACAAUGUCCACCAGACCCAGACUGAUGUCCUUGUCCCCCUGUCCCAGCCUGGCCUCCUGCACCACACGUCCCAGUCCACCCUCACCCUCCCGGGACGCCAGCUCUCUCCCCAAGCCAACUCGGAGCAGGUUCACCCUGUGGCUCAGACCCAGCCGGUCCUGGUGCACCCCGGGCUGCAGCCCCAACCCCAGCCCAGCCUGGUUCGCCCAGGGCUUCAGCCCCAGCCUGGCAUGGUUCGCCCCAUCAACCAACCUCAGCGGGGCUUAAUGCGCCCGGGCAUGCAGUCCCCAGCCCAGCCCGGGCUGUUGCACCCCAGGGCUCAAACCCAACCAGGUCUUCUUCGCCCAGGGCUUCAGACCCAAAACCAGGCUGGGCUGGUGCACCCCGGGGCUCAAACCCAACCAGGUCGUCUUCGUCCAGGGCUUGUGCCCCAAAACCAGCCUGGGUUGGUGCAUGCCGGUGUCCAGUCUAGCUUAAUGCACGCUGGUGCUCAAAGUCAAACAGGCUUCGUACGCCCGGGAUUUCAGCCCCAAACCCAGCCGGGCUUAGCUCACCCCAGCCUUCAGACCCAUUCCCAAGCUGGUCUUCUCCACCCUGGGCUCCAGAGCCAAACUGGGCUGCCUCACCCUGGCUCCCAGCCUGGCCUGGUACGCCCGGUUCUCCAGAGCCAAGCUGGGCUGGUACAUCCCGGUCAUCCCCGACCGGGUCUAGUGCACCCGGGACUCCAGUCCCGACCAGGUUUUGUACGUCCUGGACUUCAGGUUCAGCCCCAGCCGGGGCUGGUGCGCCCAGGACUCCAGCCCCAAGCCCAGCCUGGCUUGCUGCAUCCUGGGCUUCAAUCCCAGCCUAGUCUACUGCAAUCCACGGCUCUCUUCUACCACUCAGCAGGGGCAGGCACCCAGUUGACAAGGGAGCAGUGCCAGGUGGCGGUGGGGAGGAUGCCCUGCGUGGCCCCGCAGGGCCGGGAGGCAUGCCUGCAGGCAGGCUGCUGCUACGACGACAUGGACCGCAUCGCACCCUGCUAUUACGGCAACACAGCCACUGUGCAGUGCCUGCUGGACGGGCACUUCGUCCUGGUGGUGCCGCGGGGCCUCACCACCCAGCCUUACAACCUGGACAGCGUGCGCCUCGCCAGCACCCAGGCCGGCUGCGAGCCCGUCAGGGUGACGGAAACCUUCGUGAUGUUCCGCUUCCCCGUCACGCAGUGCGGCACCACCGUCCAGGUGAUCGAGGACCGGCUGAUCUAUGAGAACCAGCUUAUCUCCACCAUCGACGUCCAGGGUUCCCCCCGCGGCUCCAUCACCCGGGACAGCAUCUACAUCCUCCAGGCUCGUUGCAUCUACAACGCCAGCGACCUCCUGCCACUCCGCGUGGAGGUGGCCAUGCCCCCCACGGCCGCCCCCCUGGCCAUGCCGGGGCCACUCAGGCUCCAGUUACGCAUCGCCACUGACGAGAGCUACACCUCCUACCACCCCGACGGCGACUACCCCUUGGUGAGGGUGCUCCGGGACCCCAUUUACGUGGAGGUUCGCCUCCUGCAGAAGACGGACCCUAACCUGGUGCUGGUCCUGCACCACUGCUGGGCAUCCCCCAGCACCGACGCCGCGGCUGAGCCCCAGUGGCCCAUCCUGGUGGAUGGGUGCCCCUUUGCAGGGGACAACUACAGGACACAGCUCGUGCCUGUGGGACCGGCCUCGCCGCAACUGCCCUUCCCAAGCCACUACCAGCGCUUCAUCAUCUCUACCUUCACCUUCGUGGAGCCCCCCUCCAUGGCGGUGCUGGAGGGAGAGGUGUACAUCUCGUGCAGCGCUUCUGUUUGCCACCUGGCACAGCCCGAGCCCUGCCGGCCCUCCUGCCAGCUGGGAGUGCCUUCACGAGCGCGUCGGUCUCUGGGGGACAGGAGGACAGCUGAAACCACGGGCACGGUCACCUCCCAGGGAUGUGUCAUCUUCCCCAAGGUCCCCAAGCUGCGGAGAAGCUGA